AUGGAUUACCACCGCAACUACCGUCCUUGCUCCACCUUCUUCGUUGAAGAUGACUAUGGCAUGGAGGCUCGGGCCCGUCAAGAGCGUCACGCAAAGCAAGAACAUGAGAAAAUCGUGGCUCGUGAGCGUCAGCAUGCCAUGGCGGAUGAGCUAUCUCAACUCACCAGCGAUGAAUUCCGCGAUGAUAUUCUGAGUCACAUGCUGGAAAUGGAUAGCCAAACCCUGCCCGACGUCGAAUCCAUUGACAUUCAAACUGAGAUCCAGUGGUUCAUGCGCCCAUACCUUCUUGACUUUUUGAUCGAGGCCCACACUGCUUUCCAGCUUCUGCCUUCAACUUUGUUCCUGGCUAUCAACCUUUUGGACCGCUACUGCUCUAAGCGUGUGGUCUACAAGCGACACUACCAGCUGGUUGGAUGUGCAGCUCUGCUAAUUGCGGCCAAGUACAAUGACAAGAAGGACCGUGUGCCUACCAUCAAGGAAUUGAAGUCCAUGUGCUGCUCUCUAUAUGAUGAUGACAUGUUCACUCAGAUGGAAUGGCAUGUGCUUCAAACCCUGGGCUGGACCAUUGGACACCCGACCGUGGAUGCUUUCCUGCAGCAUGCUCUGCUUGACGAUGUUUACGACCCUGAGGUGGAACACAUGGCUUUGUACAUUCUUGAGAUUGCUCUAUUCCACCGGGACUUUGUUGCCAAGCCGUCCUGCGAGCUCGCUCGUGCUGCCCUGGCACUCUCGCGCUGUAUCCUUAACCGGCCUCAGCCUCGCCACACUCACUGGGCUUCACAGUAUGACUCUAUGACGCUUGUUUCUUUGUCUCAACAAUUGCACCAGCCUUCGACCGUUGUUUCUCGCAAGUAUGCCUCGGCUCACUACUCUCGGGUUUCCAAGGUCAUGGAGCAGUUCCUCAACCGCCAAGCUUCUUUGGCCAGCUAUGCCCGUUGCACUCCUCCUGUCGAGACUCCUGUCGAGUCCCGGCCUUACAAUGGAGAGAUUGGUCUUGCUACUCCACAGAAGUCCUCGCAGUUGACUGCUGUUCCUCAUGGAUACCUCACUCCUCCCAUCACUCCGGAGAAUGAGGCUCUGGUGCAUGCUCAUGCACACAUGGGGAACCAUGACAUGACCCGUGGAAUUACCACUGUCAAUGGCUGCUCUCCAUCUCCAGCGCCAUCUGCUGAGAUGCAAUACAUGAACAGCGAAGCAUACCAGCAAGAGGCUAUGUACAUGGCGCAGCAGGCAGCGCUUCAACAAUUCCCAGUGGCACCUACCCACAUGGGGAUGGACCAGACCUAUUAG
This is a messenger RNA of Penicillium brevicompactum, 1290 nucleotides long. RefSeq lists its product as uncharacterized. Gene Ontology annotation, biological process: regulation of cyclin-dependent protein serine/threonine kinase activity; mitotic cell cycle phase transition. Gene Ontology annotation, molecular function: cyclin-dependent protein serine/threonine kinase regulator activity. Lineage: Eukaryota; Fungi; Ascomycota; Eurotiomycetes; Eurotiales; Aspergillaceae. Bases 1 to 1290 code for a protein of 429 amino acids. The transcript has 2 exons. Gene Ontology annotation, cellular component: cyclin-dependent protein kinase holoenzyme complex; cytoplasm; centrosome. The record is from RefSeq and is a predicted model, not a curated record.